This is a messenger RNA of Micromonas pusilla CCMP1545, 882 nucleotides long. RefSeq lists its product as uncharacterized. The transcript has 3 exons. Lineage: Eukaryota; Viridiplantae; Chlorophyta; Mamiellophyceae; Mamiellales; Mamiellaceae. The record is from RefSeq and is a predicted model, not a curated record. The annotation marks the transcript as partial.
CUCGCGGGGUUCCGCGUCGAGGGCGUCUCCGUCGGCGGGCAGGAGACGUGCGUGAUUCUCCCGCAGCUGAAGAUCGCGUUCGAUUCCGGCCGAUGCCCGCAGCGCGCGGUGUACGCGGACACGCUGUGCUUAUCGCACACGCACAUGGACCACGUCGGGGGCGCGGGGUUUUACAUCGCGAGCCGCGCGCUCGUGUCGUUGCCGCCUCCGUCGGUGUUGAUUCCCGCCGAGGCGCGUUCUCGCGCCGCGGCGUUCGACGCGUUCAUUCGAUCGCUGCGCGAGCUCGACGCGAGCGAGUUACCGCACCACUUGGUGCCGAUAUCUCCAGGGGAGACGCACGUGGUGUCGAAACUGCACGUCGUGCGGCCGUUUCAGACGAUCCACCCGGUCGCGAGCCAGGGAUACGUCGUGUACGGCACGAAGGAGAAGCUCAAAGCCGAACACGCGGGGAAGACGGGCGCGCAAAUCAAAGCGCUGAGAGACGCGGGCGCCAAGGUCACGGACACGAUCGAAGUCCCGGAGGUGGCGUUCACGGGGGACACGUCCGCAGAAUGGAUACGGCGCGCGACGGCGACGGCGACGGAGGGGGGCGAAGGCGAAGGCGACGUCGACGUCGUCGCGAGGGACGCGCUGCGGGCGAAGCUGUUGAUCUGCGAGUGCACGUUCGUGGACGACGCCGUAUCGCCAGAGGGGGCGCGGGAUUUUGGGCACACGCACAUCGACGAGCUCGCGGCGGCGGCGAGGGACGGAAAGUUCCAAAACGAAGCCGUGCUCCUGAUACACUUCAGCGCGAGGUACCGAGGAAGAGAGAUCGAGGACGCGAUCGCGGAGAAGUUUCCCGAGGAGUUCGCGAAGAGAGUCACCCCGCUGUUAGUCGGGUUC